Scophthalmus maximus (turbot) is the source of this 4667-nucleotide messenger RNA. It is a transcript of the gene med23, whose product is annotated as mediator complex subunit 23. The record is from RefSeq and is a predicted model, not a curated record. Gene Ontology annotation, cellular component: transcription regulator complex; mediator complex. Bases 127 to 4308 code for a protein of 1393 amino acids. The transcript is spliced from 30 exons. Gene Ontology annotation, biological process: positive regulation of gene expression; regulation of transcription by RNA polymerase II. NCBI's taxonomy places the organism in Eukaryota, Metazoa, Chordata, Actinopteri, Pleuronectiformes, Scophthalmidae.
UUUGUUCUGGUGCCUGUUAGCAUUUAGCUUGUCGAGUGGCUCGUCUGCGGACUCUGGACGCAGUUACCGGUCGAUUUCCGUGAUGGUUCGAUAAAAACAACCACAACAACUGAGCCCCUUUUAAACAUGGCGCUUUCGAUGGAGACGCAGCUCCAGAGCAUCUUUGAAGAUGUUGUGAAAACGGAGAUGAUAGAAGAAGCCUUUGCUGGGAUGUUUAUGGACACUCCAGAGGAUGAGAGGACUAAACUGAUCAGUUGCCUUGGAGCCUUCAGACAGUACUGGGGAACGCUACCGCAGGAGUCUCAUGACCAGUGUGUACAGUGGAUAGUACGUUUUAUACACAGCCAGCACAGUCCCAAAAGAAUCUCCUUCCUCUACGACUGUCUUGCAAUGGCUGUGGAGACCAGCCUGCUACCACCGAGGAUGGUGUGUGUGGCUCUGAUCAGCUCAGACAGUCUGGAGUGGGAGAGAACUCAGUUGUGGGCGUUAACCUUCAAACUGAUCCGCAAGAUCAUCGGCGGGGUGGACUACAAGGGUGUGCGGGACUUGUUGAAAGCUGUUCUGGAUAAAAUUCAGACCAUUCCUACCACUGUCAGCUCAGCAAUAGUCCAACAGCUUCUGGCUGCCAGAGAGGUAGUGGAGUAUAUCCUGGACAGAAAUGCCUGCCUGCUGCCAGCCUACUUUGCCAUCACAGAAAUCAGAAAACUGUAUCCAGAGGGACAGCUCUCACACUGGCUUCUUGGCAGUUUGAUAUCUGACUUUGUGGACAGUUUCAGACCCACAGCCAGAAUCAACUCAAUUUGUGGACGAUGCAGCCUGUUACCAGUAGUGAAUAACAGCGGGGCCAUCUGUAACUCCUGGAAGUUAGACCCCACUACUCUUCGCUUCCCCCUGAGAGGCAUGCUGCCUUUUGAUAAGGACCUGUUUGAGCCGCAGACAGGCUUGCUGCGCUAUGUGCUAGAGCAGCCGUACUCAAGGGAGAUGGUGUGCAACAUGUUAGGACUCAACAAGCAGCACAAGCAGCGGUGCCCGGUGCUGGAGGAGCAGCUGGUGGACCUGGUGGUGUACGCCAUGGAGCGCUCCGAGACCGAGGAGCACUUUGACGCCGACGUCGGAGGAACCAGCCAGCUGCUGUGGCAGCACCUCUCCUCGCAGCUCAUCUUCUUUGUGCUGUUUCAGUUUGCGAGCUUCCCACACAUGGUGCUGUCGUUACAUCAAAAGCUCGCAGGCAGAGGUCUUAUUAAAGGGAGAGAUCACCUGAUGUGGGUCUUGCUACAGUUCAUAUCAGGGAGCAUUCAGAAAAACGCCCUGGCUGACUUCCUGCCUGUCAUGAAGCUCUUCGACCUGCUUUAUCCAGAAAAGGAGUGCAUCCCUGUUCCUGACAUCAACAAGCCUCAGUCGACACAUUCCUUUGCCAUGACAUGCAUCUGGAUCCACCUCAACCGCAAAGCCCAGAACGACAACUCCAAACUACAGAUUCCCAUCCCACACUCUCUGAAACUACACCACGAGUUUCUCCAGCAGUCGCUGCGGAACAAGACUCUGGGCAUGUCCGACUACAAGAUCGCCCUGCUGUGUAACGCCUACAGCACCAACUCGGAGUGCUUCACUCUGCCGAUGGGCGUCCUCGUGGAGACCAUAUACGGAAACGGAUCCAUGAGGAUCAACCUGCCCGGCACCAACUGCAUGGCAUCGGGAUCUGUCACGCCGCUGCCAAUGAACCUGCUGGAUUCACUCACAGUACACGCAAAAAUGAGUCUGAUCCACAGCAUUGCCACACGCGUGAUAAAGUUGGCUCAUGCCAAAUCCAGCAUUGCCCUGGCCCCUGCACUGGUGGAGACGUACAGCAGACUUCUGGUCUAUAUGGAGAUCGAGUCGCUGGGCAUCAAGGGUUUCAUCAGCCAGUUGUUGCCCAACGUGUUUAAGUCUCACGCGUGGGGAAUCCUUCACACUCUGCUGGAGAUGUUCAGCUACAGGAUGCACCACAUACAGCCGCAUUACAGGGUCCAGCUGCUGAGUCAUCUGCACAGUCUUGCUGCCGUACCGCAGACCAACCAGAAUCAGCUGCAUCUAUGUGUUGAGAGCACAGCUCUGCGGCUGAUCACAGCGCUGGGGAGUUCGGAGGUACAACCCCAGUUCACCCGCUUCCUCAACGACCCAAAGACGGUUUUGUCUGCCGAGUCUGAGGAACUGAACCGAGCCCUGAUCCUCACCUUGGCCAGAGCCACACACGUCACUGACUUUUUCACAGGGUCAGACUCCAUCCAUGGGACUUGGUGUAAAGACAUUCUCCAGACCAUCAUGACCUUCACGCCUCAUAACUGGGCCUCACACACACUGUCCUGCUUCCCCGCUCCACUACAGGCGUUCUUCAAGCAGAACAACGUUCCUCAGGAGUCUCGCUUCAACCUGAAGAAGAACGUGGAAGAAGAGUACAGGAAGUGGAAGUCCAUGGCUAAUGAGAACGACAUUAUUACCCACUUCUCCAUGCAGGGCUCACCGCCGCUCUUCCUCUGUCUGCUGUGGAAGAUGCUGCUGGAGACGGACCACAUUAACCAGAUAGGCUUCAGGGUCUUGGAGCGCAUUGGGGCGCGUGCACUCGUGGCUCAUGUGCGCACGUUUGCGGACUUCCUCGUCUACGAGUUCUCCACCUCAGCGGGCGGACAGCAGCUCAACAAGUGCAUCGAAAUCCUGAACGACAUGGUCUGGAAGUACAACAUAGUCACACUGGACAGACUCAUCCUGUGUUUGGCGAUGCGGAGCCAUGAGGGCAACGAGGCUCAGGUUUGCUACUUCAUAAUCCAACUGCUGCUGCUGAAGCCCAACGACUUCAGAAACCGAGUCAACGAUUUUGUGAAGGAGAACGCUCCCGAGCACUGGCUCCAGAGCGACUGGCACAACAAACACAUGAGCUACCACAAGAAAUACCCAGAGAAGUUGUACUUUGAGGGUCUCGCAGACCAAGUAAACCCCCCCAUGCAGCUCCAGCCUCAGUACCUGCCAAUCUACUUUGGCAACGUGUGCCUGCGUUUCCUGCCCGUCUUUGACAUCGUCAUCCACCGCUUCCUGGAGCUUCUCCCUGUCUCCAAGUCUCUGGAAACGCUGCUGGAUCACCUGGGUGGACUGUACAAGUUCCAUGACCGCCCGGUUACCUACUUGUACAACACACUUCACUACUACGAACGACACCUGAGAGACCGGACCAACCUGAAGAGAAAACUUGUGCACGCCAUCAUGUCUUCACUGAAGGACAACCGCACCCCAGGUUGGUGCCUGAGUGAGACCUAUCUGAAGUGCGGCAUGAACCCCAGAGAAGACAACGUGUGGAUCCCCGACGACACCUACUACUGCAAGCUGAUUGGACGCCUGGUGGACACCAUGGCGGGAAAGUCGCCGGGUCCGUUCCCCAACUGUGACUGGCGGUUCAACGAGUUCCCCAACCCGGCAGCCCACGCUCUACACGUCACUUGCGUGGAGCUGAUGGCUCUGGCGGUGCCCGGGAAGGAGGUUGGCAACGCUCUGCUCAACGUGGUGCUGAAGAGCCAACCCCUGGUACCCAGAGAGAACAUCACAGCCUGGAUGAAUGCCAUUGGACUUGUGAUCACUGCACUUCCUGAGCCGUACUGGAUCGUCCUCCACGACCGCAUCGUGUCCGUGAUCAGCUCCCCGGCCCUGACGUCGGAGACCGAGUGGGCCGGUUAUCCCUUCGCCCUGCUGGACUUCACCGCCUGCCACCAGAGCUACAGCGAGAUGAACUGCAGCUACGUGCUGGCGUUGGCACACGCCGUCUGGCAUCACUCGUCCAUCGGACAGUUGUCUCUUAUUCCCAAAUUCCUCUCAGAGACUUUGAAGCCCGUCGUCCAGACAGAGUUCCAGUUGCUCUACGUGUAUCACCUGGUGGGGCCGUUCCUGCAGCGCUUCCAGCAGGAGAGGACGCGAUGCAUGUUGGAGAUCGGUGUGGCCUUCUAUGAGAUGCUCCAGGCGGUCGACCAACAUUGCCAACAUCUCAGCUACAUGGACCCGAUCUGCGACUUCCUCUAUCACAUUAAAUACAUGUACACCGGAGACAGCGUGAAAGAGCAGGUCGAGAAAAUCAUCAUGACUUUGCGUCCGGCCAUGAAGCUGCGUCUGCGCUUCAUCACACACAGCAGCAAGAUAGAGACCUCGUCAUCAGCCCCCUCCGCCGCCGCCUCCACGUCCACCACCUCCUCUUCCUCCUCCGCCCCUCAGCCCCCUCCCUCCUCGCUCUCCUCAUCCUCUGCCACCGCCUCGCCCUCCGCCACGCAGCACGCACACGCGCCCAUGUAGGCCGUCCAGGUGAACACACAAACAGUUGCAAUCAUGAGCACGGAGGGACACGAGGCAGAAAUAUCAAGUCUUGAGUUUUUAGAAAAAACUUUUUUUCAUUAGUUGUUUUUUUUAACUAGGAUUAUUCUCAAAUUAUGGAUUUCACUUGUAAAUUGUACCUUAAUAAACAAAGAAGACUCGAGAGCUGCUCGUGUCCUAGAAAACCUAGAAAACCCAACUUGUCACAAAGAAAACAAGCUGCUGCCCAUGAAAUGAAAAGGCAGUUCUUGUUAUUAUCAUAUGCCAUUUAUUUUUCUGUUUGAAGUCAUUUUUAUAUUGUAUGUUAUCAUUAUUACUUCAUUAAAAAAGAGAUUUUCGUA